Messenger RNA from Silurus meridionalis, 2080 nucleotides. RefSeq names its product serine/threonine kinase 33 (gene stk33). The coding region runs from base 185 to 1561 and encodes 458 amino acids. Gene Ontology annotation, cellular component: nucleus; cytoplasm. The transcript is spliced from 13 exons. The record is from RefSeq and is a predicted model, not a curated record. Gene Ontology annotation, molecular function: protein serine/threonine kinase activity; ATP binding. NCBI's taxonomy places the organism in Eukaryota, Metazoa, Chordata, Actinopteri, Siluriformes, Siluridae. Gene Ontology annotation, biological process: protein phosphorylation; mitotic DNA damage checkpoint signaling.
UGUCAUGGUUACGCACGCUCGCGCGGUCGUGUAGAUUCAGCUAGCGAAAAACAAAUUAAAUUAUCAUCAGUAUUAAUGUUAUUAUUAUUAUUGUUUCUUUUACCAAGUUAAGUAUUAAUUUCCCACGAACACAACUGAGUAACGGAUUAAACACAAGAUUGAUGUUCCUGGAUCCGGUGAAAAGAUGGCAACGGCGUGGACUCGUGUGAACAGUGCAGAAAAAAGGGUGCCACACACUCGCGUGAGGGAUGAAUCUGAAAUUCAGAAAAUCUACUCCUUCGGGAGGAAACUAGGUCAAGGAAGCUUUGGGGUCGUAUGUGAAGUCACUCACGUGGAGUCUCAGAAGAAGUGGGCGAUUAAGAGGGUAAACAAAGACAAGGCUGGGAGUUCAGGUGUUAGGCUCUUGGAGAGAGAGGUGAGCAUUCUGAAGAGAGUACACCACAAGCACAUCAUCCACCUGAAGGAGGUGUUUGAGACGUCGGAGAAAAUGUACCUGGUUUUGGAUCUGUGUGAAGGUGGAGAGCUGAAGAAGCUCUUAGAGAAUAAAAAGCAUUUCAGUGAAGAGGAAACCAGACACAUAAUCAGAAGCUUAGCCGAUGCCACUGUCUAUCUGCACAAACAUGGCAUUGUUCACCGGGAUCUCAAACUGGAGAACAUUCUUGUGGAUAGCUAUCACGAGUCCGAUGGUCAUGCCGAGAUAAACAUCAAGAUCACAGAUUUCGGACUAUCCGUGCAGAAAGGUGGAGUGGGGACCAUGCUCCAAGCCACAUGUGGGACACCCAAAUACAUGGCACCUGAAGUGAUCAAUGGCUAUGACUACAGCCAGCAGUGUGACAUGUGGAGCAUCGGCGUCAUCAUGUACAUGCUGUUAAGUGGAGAACCUCCAUUCUGCUCAAAAUCUGAGAAGCACCUGUUUGAACUGAUUAAGAGGGGUGAGCUGAACUUCUCUGCUCCCUUGUGGGAAACCGUCAGUGAUUCAGCCAAAAUAGUACUGAGCAGUUUGCUGAAUGUCGACCCAGCACAUCGGAUCACAGCCAGCGAGCUUCUGAACAACCCCUGGGUCACGGGAGACACUUCCAAGGAUGCCGCCCCCACCAACGUGCUGAUGUUGAUGCGACAGUUUAGGAACGAUCCGGAAAAUAGGGAGGAGGUGAGCGAUGGAAUGGCCAGUCUCUCCUUCAGCUGCACUCAGGACAGCGCAGCGGAGACUGUGGCUGCCCCAGAAACUCCGUCGGCUCCUGGAUGUGCUCCAGUGCAGGCACUCGAUGAAGACCCGAACAGCAGCGACAAAAAACCUUCCACAUCCACAAAAACGAAAAAGACGAAAUUGCACUCUUCCUACAGUUCAAUGAAGAACGGCUCAGCUGCAAAGACGAGCAACACAGUGUCGUCCUUAACAAGGAACAAACACACAAGCACAAAGCGUCACAGCAUUCAGGACAAGCAAGAGAGCAACAAUAAGAUUUCACCAAAAGAUCACCCCUCCACCUCCUCCUCGACAAGCCACUCCCCAAAACCAGGACGCGGGCCGAGAGGAUCAGGUAGGCCACGCGCACCUUAAAGUCCAGGGGAGGAAAUCAGUGCUGCACAGGAAAUACUGAGAGGAUCUGCUGGACAUAUAAACCAGAGAAUGACUCAACCUUUAUGAUCAUGGACCAUGACAACGUAUUUAAGUCUUAAACAAUUCUAAUGUGGGAUAGAAAUAAAAUGAAAAAAAUUUAAUCUGCUUCGAGUCCAUGAAUUUAAGAUUAUUUAAUGACUGCGUAAGAACUGGGUGAGCAUCUGACCCGAGUCCCAGCUGCCAUAUAGGAAAAUAUUUUGAAUUUUAAUAUUCAAACCAAAAUGAAAGCAAAUACUCUUUAACAGGGUUUCAGGGUUUAAUAGCUGUAUACCUUUUUUACCUUUGGAUAUAAUGCCACCUAACCAAAGAUCACUGGAACAACUCUAAACUGGAAUUUCAUGUAAAUAAACACCACAAAAAACCCCACAACUGUUAAUUUUAUGAAUAUUAAAUUGCCAAAUUACUGUAUACAGGAAAUGAUUAUAUUUCUUCAAUAAAAACAAAUAAGUUCUACUGGAA